AUGCUCAUCAUUGCUUUAGACUAUGACUACGUGCCCUCUGCAGAGCUUACGUGCACAAAGGAUGCACGGACCAUGUACAGGAUGGCAGGGCGCGCCAACGUGGAUGACAUCACCGUCAUAACGGACAAGGCAGGCGCAGGCUCUCCCAGCUUUCCCACACGUUCAUUUGUACUGCGCCAUAUGCGGCAAGUCGCGAAGCGAUGCGAAGAAGGCGAUUGGUUUGUGUGGUUCUGGGCUGGCCAUGGUGUGAACGUGCCUGAUUUCAACGGGGAUGAGAAGGACGGCCUGGACCAAGCCUUCGUCACGCCAGAUGCCAACGGCCGACUUACUGAAUCGGCGGUCUUGAUCGAUGACGAGUUUGCCAUGGCCUUAGACACCUUCGUCCCAGAUGGAGUGCGGAUCCUAUGUAUCAAC
Messenger RNA from Symbiodinium pilosum, 414 nucleotides. The record is from the annotation of a GenBank genome assembly. Lineage: Eukaryota; Dinophyceae; Suessiales; Symbiodiniaceae.